CGGCAAUUCGUUUUCCACUUCCCGAUGCGAUAAGCUCAAACUGUAAACCAAUCUAUCCGGAGUUUCAUUUCGAGAGAACUACGGGCUGCCUACGGUUAUCACACUAACAUUUGACAUUAUGUUACGUGAAAUAUUGUGUUUGGGAUUCCUAAUCGUAAUAUCUGGCACAGAUAACUCCGAUUUUUUCUCAGCUCUCUCUGAUCUGGAAAAGCUUUUACAUACUGAAGAUGUUGUGCUCAGUAGACUAGAAACCUACAUACGAAAACAGGAUGAAAGACUGAAGGAGCUGCGUUGGAGAACAACUCGGUUAUUCAGAGAGCAUAGCAAGGCCACAAGAAAUAUCACGGACUAUUUGUCCAAUCCGGUAAAUGCCUACCUUCUGAUUAAGCGUCUAACAAUGGAAUGGUAUGAAUUCGAAGGUAUUUCAAACGAUAUCGCGAGCCAGAAGCUCACCAACAAAGACGUUAGUAAGGACACGUCACCACUGUUUCCUACUGUAGACGAUUUGAUUGGGGCUGUUGAUGCGUUGCUGCGGCUUCAAGAUGUGUACAAAUUAGACACGGCAGUGAUUGCUGAUGGAUUGCAUACAGGCUCCAAAAUGUCAGCCGACGAUUGCUUCGUAGUGGGACAACAGCUACAUGAUAACGGCGAUACUCAUCUUGCUGCAGAUUGGUUGCGGGAAGCUUACAGUCGCUUCGAUCAGGGAAAAAUGAGCGUGGACAAAAAGGUUGAGAUAUUGGAAUAUCUGGCGUUCUAUACUUAUUUGAAAGGUAGUAUCGUCGAUGCUUUGAACUAUAUCAAUGAGCUGCUACAGCUGGAUCCGGAGCAUGGAAAUGCACGUCGUCAUAAGGAGUUCUACGAAGAAAUAAUUUGGAAUGGUCAAGAUCAAUACUUCAAAUCGGACAGGAUUCCGAGUAGCAAGGCUAGUAAUGAAAUAUUGCCAAAAUACAAGCAGCUUUGUCGAGGGGAAAUGCAACGCACUGCUUCAGAAAUCUCCAAGCUUAGAUGUCGAUACGUCUCGAACGGCUUAGCAUUUUUGAAAAUAGCUCCGUUCAAAUUGGAAGAAGUGAAUCUCGACCCAUACAUCGUGCUGUUCCACGAUGUUCUUUCCGACGGGGAGAUCGAGAAAUUGAAGGACUUGGCAAAACCACGCUUAGCACGCGCAACGAUUGCAAAUCAUGAUACAGGAAAAUCGGAGUCGUCCAACCUCAGGAUCAGCAAGUCAGCGUGGUUGGAGGAAAGGAAAUACCCCUUAGUGGAUUUAGUUUCAAAACGAGUUGAAGACAUGACCGGGUUGACAAUGGAAACGGCAGAACAACUUCAAGUGGCAAACUACGGCAUGGCCGGUCAAUACGAUCCCCAUUUUGAUUUCUUCCAUUGGGGAAAUGAGGCUGGGAACAAUCGCAUUGCAACCGUUUUGUUCUACAUGAGUGAUGUCAGCCUGGGAGGAGCAACUGUGUUUCCGAAACUUGGAGUGUCCUUGAAGGCGAAAAAGGGGUCUGCUGCAUUUUGGUAUAAUUUGCAUUCUUCGGGAGAUUUGGACUUUUCUACGCUGCACGCUGCAUGCCCUGUACUGAUUGGAGAGAAAUGGAUUGCGAACUUGUGGAUUCGCGAACGAGGACAAGAAUUUCGAAGAAAGUGUAAUCCUGUGGAUUUCGAAAGAAAUGCGUUACCAGAGCUGCGUCAAAACAUUUGAAGUAUCUUGAAGGAGGGAGCACUGCCGGAACGAGUAUUUAUUGUUUUUUGGCCUGCAUUAUAUUGUGCUGACUAUUGAAGUGUUGACGAGUGUUGAUCUUGAAUGCAUAUUAUGUCUAUCAGUUCUCUCUCGAACGUCAUGUUUUUCAAGUCUCUCGUUGUUCUUUUCCAAGAAUGUGUGUUGUUUGUGUUGGUACUUUAACUUUUGAGGACGUUCAUCCCACCAUACGUGAAACAUGAUCCAAGAUUUUAUAGGUCAAGGAAAAAAAGUUGAAUAAAAAUUAUAAAGCAGCCGUCGAUUAAUUUGUGAAUUUUAUAACCUAACUAACGUGUGCACUAAUAUUUACAAAAUUAAUUUGAUAACCUAACUGGGUACAAGCGCCCUAAUAGAUGCCUGGCGUGUCAGAGGUAAACAUAUUAAACAUCAGGGGCCCGAAGAUACUGGCCAGGGGGACGCCUAUGAUAAUGUCGUGGGCAUUGAAAAUCGCACCGCUGAUUCAGAUCCGGACCCGU
Armigeres subalbatus is the source of this 2208-nucleotide messenger RNA. RefSeq names its product prolyl 4-hydroxylase subunit alpha-1-like. Gene Ontology annotation, cellular component: endoplasmic reticulum. The record is from RefSeq and is a predicted model, not a curated record. NCBI's taxonomy places the organism in Eukaryota, Metazoa, Arthropoda, Insecta, Diptera, Culicidae. The coding region runs from base 119 to 1696 and encodes 525 amino acids. Gene Ontology annotation, molecular function: protein binding; L-ascorbic acid binding; procollagen-proline 4-dioxygenase activity. The transcript has 6 exons. Gene Ontology annotation, biological process: peptidyl-proline hydroxylation to 4-hydroxy-L-proline.